Larimichthys crocea (large yellow croaker) is the source of this 8937-nucleotide messenger RNA. Its product is annotated as von Willebrand factor. Gene Ontology annotation, molecular function: protein binding. Gene Ontology annotation, cellular component: extracellular matrix. Bases 242 to 8773 code for a protein of 2843 amino acids. The record is from RefSeq and is a predicted model, not a curated record. Gene Ontology annotation, biological process: cell-substrate adhesion; blood coagulation. The transcript has 53 exons. NCBI's taxonomy places the organism in Eukaryota, Metazoa, Chordata, Actinopteri, Sciaenidae.
AGAAGGCAUAGACAAGCUUUCCCUAAAGGCUAGGUGGGGUUUUGUUCUUUGCUAUAAAAUAGAGCUCCUAAAGGUGGUGUUCGACACUCUUCUCAGUUUAGCCUAUGUUUGACACAGACCAUCACACUGCUUCAGUAUGCCUUGGCUGUGUGAAGUCUGAAAGUGUAACAUUUGGAUUCUCUGAGUUUGGAUUGUGUUUGCCUUUUCUUUGCCACUCUGUGGAUUUUCUGAUUCAGGAGCCAUGGAGGUGUGCAUUAAGAGGUAUUUGCCAGGAAUUUGGGUUCUUCUGCAUCUGACAGCUUGCGUGGCAGGGUUGACAGGUAGAUGCAGUCUGUUUGGACGGCAUCACGUUCACACGUUUGAUGGGGUUUUAUAUGAGUUUCCUGGAGAUUGCAGCUACCUACUGGCUGGAGACUGCAACCAUCGCUCCUUCACACUGCUGGGUGAUUUUGUCAGCGGCAAGCGAACAGGGGUCACUCUGUUUCUGGGAGAGGCCUUUGAGCUGCACCUGUCUGUAGACGGACAGCUCUCACAGGGAGAAAAAAGACUCUCUCUGCCAUAUGCAUCCAACACUGUGUUUGUAGGCUCAGAGCUUGGCUUUUAUAAACUCUGGAGUGAGGAGUUUGGCUUCACUGUUACCAUUGAUAAUGCAGCCAACAUCGCCUUGACACUAACUAAACACCAUGCCAACCGCACAUGUGGCCUCUGUGGCAACUUCAACUCUGCAUCAGCUGAUGAAUAUACUGCUCAAGAAGGAUUCCUAACAGAUGAUAGUUAUGACUUUGCAAAUUCAUGGAUGGUGAAGGGGGCCGGACAGUCAUGUCGACGUGUCUCAAAACCCAGCCAGUCCUGCAACAGCACAAAACAGACUUCAGCGAUUAUGUCCAGCUGCAGCAUGUUGCAGACGUCUAGUGUGUUCCUGCACUGUGCCCACCUGGUCUCUCCUGAGGCGUUCAUGUGGCUGUGUCAGGAGGAGGCGUGUCGCUGUGACAAGACGGACGGAGAAAACUGUUACUGUCCAAUCCUGUUGGAGUAUGCUCGCACUUGCCACUCACACGGGAUACUUCUUCAUGGCUGGCUGGCGGAGAGCCAGUGCUUCCCCAAGUGUCCAUUUGGGAUGCAAUACAGUGAAUGCACCAAGUCCUGUUCUACAACCUGCCAUAGUCUCAACAUCCAGGAGGUCUGCAAGGAAGAAUGUAUGGAUGGCUGUACAUGCCCAGUGGGUAAGGUUUUGGACGGUAAUCGCUGUGUGGAAGCAUCUCAGUGUUCCUGUGUGCACAUGGGACGACAUUUUCCUCCAGGAUCAACUAUCUCUCAGGACUGCAACACCUGCGUGUGCCGUCAUGGUUCCUGGGAAUGCACCAAUGAAGGCUGCCCUGGUGAGUGUUUGGUGGUCGGCCAGUCUCACUACAAGACCUUUGACAACAAGUUCUUCACCUUCACUGGUCACUGUCAGUAUCUACUGGCAAGAGACUGCAGCAAAGACAGUGGGUUUUCUGUCAUUAUCGAGAAUGUGCAGUGUGCAGAUGAUCAGGAUGCUGUAUGCACACGCUCAGUGACGCUCAGCCUGCCCUCUCUGGAGGACAUGACAGUGAAGCUGAAGCAUGGAGGAGUUGUUUCUGUCAACAGUAUGGACAUCCAGACCCCAAUGCAUCAUGGCCGUCUGAUUAUCCAAAGAUCCGUCCAGUCUUCUGUACACGUAAAGUUUGGAGAUGACCUUCGCCUAGACUGGGAUGGGCGUGGCCGUGUACUUUUAAAGCUUGGACCACAAUGGGCGGGGAGGACUUGUGGUCUUUGUGGUAACUACAAUGGUAACCAAGGUGAUGACUUCAUGUCUGAAUCUGGUCUGGUUGAGGCGGGUCCUCAGGCCUUUAGCCAGUCAUGGAGAAUCAAUGGAGACUGUGAAUCCACCACCAAACAUGAGACUGACCCUUGUGCCAUUAACCCCAAAAGAGUGCGAUUUGCAGAAGAGGCAUGCUCGGUGAUGAUGUCAGACGUGUUCACUCCAUGUCACUUUCUGGUGAACCCGGCUCCAUUCCAGCGGUUCUGUCGUUAUGAUGUGUGUGCUUGUGAGGACAGUGAGGAGUGCCUCUGCUCUGCUCUGUCUGCCUAUUCAGCUGCCUGCACUGCCAGAGGAGUGCUCCUCAACUGGAGGUCUCCAUCACUAUGCGCACUGGAGUGCACUGGAGGCCAGGUGUAUGAGGCCUGUGGGAGUGUGUGUGACCGGACGUGCCGUGCUCUGUCUGGGGCUGAGGCAGGCUGUGAGAAGGAGAGGGUGUGUGAGGAGGGCUGUUUUUGUCCUGCUGGAAAGUACUUGAGUGACUCUGGUGAAUGUGUAACUGCUGACACGUGCACCUGCCUGCACGAUGGACAGCUCUACCAGCCUAAUGAUGUCUACGCUGAUCACAACAGCAUCUGCUACUGUGAGAAUGGUUCCAUGCGCUGUAGCUCCCCUGAAAAGAGUAAUUUACUGUCUGACCUCUUCUAUGAUGAUGACCUGGCACCAUCCAGAGAGCGCCGGUCAGCCCAGUGCCCUCCUCCACUCAUCCAUACAGACUGUGAUGCAGGAGAAAAAGGCCUUGAGUGUGCCAGGACUUGCAGGAAUCUGGAUCUACCCUGUGUCAGCCUCGCCUGCAUCCCUGGCUGCCUCUGUCCACCUGGCACAGUACGUCACCUCAGAAACUGCAUUGCACCGGAACAGUGUCCCUGUUACCAUAACAACAGGCCAUAUGCAUCAGGGCAGAGCAUCUCUGUGGAUUGCAACACUUGCGUCUGUGAAAACAGGAAAUGGCGCUGCACAGAGAAGGUGUGCGAUGGUGUGUGCCGCACUGUUGGAGAGAGGCAUUUCAUCAGUUUUGAUGGCUUCAAAUAUUCCUUCCCUGGUCUCUGCCAAUAUGUCCUGGUCCAGGACAUGUGUAACGGAGAAGAGGGUUCAUUCAGAGUGCUGGUGAAGAAUGACGGCUGUGGAACUGUUGGACAUCGUUGUGCAAAAGCGAUUACGAUCUUCUACCAGGGAGGGUUGAUUGUAAUGCAAGAUGGAGAGGUGAAGAUGAAGAAGCCAGUGCUACAUGGCUCACAGGUGGAGAUUGUGCGAUCUGGUCAGUUUUACACCCUGCUGCUUGGGAAAGAAAUCUCCCUCAGCUGGGACAAAGGAACUCGCCUCCUGGUUCACAUCUCAGCCACAUAUAGGGGCAAGGUGUGCGGCCUUUGCGGUAACUUUGAUGGGAAUGUCAACAACGACUUGAUGAGCAGUAACAACCAGCUGGAGGUGGACUCCUCACACUUUGGGAACUCCUGGAAGGUUCAUCCCAGCUGUGCUGAUGUAGAACAGAUAACUGCUCCUUGCAGCGACAACAUUAUCAAGUUGGUAACAGUGGAGCAGUCAUGUCAUGUGAUCACUGGUCCUCUCUUUAGAGAAUGUAACAGCCAGGUUGAUGCAGAGCCAUAUGUAGAGAUGUGCGUGGAGGCAGCAUGCUCUUGUCCGUCAGUGGGCGACUGUGCGUGUUUCUGUGACGUCAUUGCGGCUUAUGCACAGGCCUGUUCAGAGAGAGGUGUAUCCAUCAGCUGGAGAUCCAACGAUCUUUGCCCUGUGAGCUGUGAGGAGCUGAAUCCCAGGAGCCCAGGUGUAGGGGAGGAGUUAUGCCAGUGGAGGUACAAUGCUUGUGGCCCCUCCUGUCCGAUCACCUGCCAGCACCCAGAUCCCCUCCACUGUUCACUCACAUGUGUGGAAGGUUGCCAUGCCUACUGCCCCCCAGGCCAACUAUUGGAUGAGGUGGCCAUGCGUUGUGUAGAUCCAUCUCAGUGUCAGGUGUGUGUCCAUGAAGGUCAAAGAAUCUCCCAUGGCAACAAGGUCAUCCUGAACCAUGAUGACCCUGACCACUGCAAGAUAUGUCACUGUGACAACAACACCCUGAGCUGUGAAGUUUGUGCCCCCUUCAACAUGUUAACCACUACCGCACCAACGCCUACCUAUGCCUUCACGACCCUACCCUUCACUACUUUGAUCCCAGAGAACUCAUGUGACCGUGCCAUGGAUCUGGCAUUCCUCUUGGAUGGUUCAAGUGCCCUGAGUGAAGAUGAAUUUCAGGCAACCAAAGACUUCACACUGAGAGUGGUUGAACGAUUCCGCAUGGGGUCAGCUCACACUCGAGCCACAGUGCUGCUUUACCAUUCUAGAGUCAAAACAAAUGACCUGCAGGUUCAGAAGUGGCUCUUUAAGAAAGCUGUGCGUGAGCUGCAUUACACAGGAGGAAGUGCAGCCUUCUUGGAUGAGGCUGUCAAGUAUCUGUCUAUCAAUAUCUAUGAUAAGAACAAGCGUGAGCAUGCUGGCCGUGUUGCCAUCAUCUUGACUGCUAGUGAGAACCCUCGUUCCGUCCGUACCAUGACCAGGAUGCUCCGCAAGAAACCCAUCACCAUCCUUACCGUUGCAUUGGGUCCUGGCGUGAAUAUGGGGCAAAUUAACGAGAUCACCAAGGUGAACCCAGAAAACAGAGCAUAUGUGCUUAGCAGCACAGGUGAGCUUCCUGAUCGUCUGUUAGAGCUGACAGAUUACCUCUGCACCUUGGGAAUGGAGCCUGAGGUGCCUAAACCUCUGACAACUGCAAAGACCAAGGCUCAUCCAGGCACGACCACCACAACCACAGCUCCCCGCCUGGAGCCUAAUCCUACAAAACACCUUCCCAAGGCCCCUAUGUCUACCACACCAUCUGGUCUGUCUCCCAUCACCACAUCGUCAUCUCUCAUCUCUCCAGCCACAGAUGUGACAUUCAUUGUGGAAGGCUCUGAUUCAGUUGGCGAGGUCAACUUUAACAAGACACUCGUCUUCCUGGAGAAGGUUAUCUCACAGUUAGCGGAGGAAAAAGAGCUCAUUCGUAUCACUGUGAUUCAGUACUCAGUAACAGUCACUGUGGAGAUCAGUCGAUGGGAGAUAAGGCGGCAGAGGUCCCUGUUGAUGCAACGACUGAGGGAGAUUCGUUGGAGGGGUGGAAGUAAGACAAAUACAGGCACAGCUGUCACUACGUUUCAAGAGAAGCAUUCACGUGGCCCCACCGUUCCCCAGCUGGUCUUCCUUGUGACAGAAAACCCACCUACUGACACAGUGACACGCCCACCAUCUACAAGCACUUCCACAUACGUUUAUCCCAUUGGUGUUGGACCAAAAGUACAUGACACUGAUCUGCUACCAUUCAGCUACCCUCAACGUCCAAUUAUUGUCGAUCACUACUACAAUCUGACAACCGUAGUCCACCGUGUUGUCAAUAUCACACGCACCACAGUCAGGCACCACACUCCACUACUGGUCCUCCCAACACUUGCCAGCCUGCCACCCUCAGUGCCAUGUAAGAAGCCUGUGGAUGUGUUGUUCCUGUUGAAGGCUGGGAAGCAGAUUGAGGACAUGAAGACAUUUGUCAAAGCUUUCAUAAACAAUGCUGACAUAGGGCUGAAUGGCACUCAGGUGAGUGUUGUUCAAUAUGGAGACACUAACACAGCAGAGCUCACCUGGAAGGAUGAACAGAGCAAAUCCCACCUCCUGAACCUGGUGGAGAGCAUACCAAGCAGGACCACUGCUGCCCCUGCACUAGGCUCUGCCCUGCGAUUCGCUGUGCAGACGGCCAUCUCGACAGUCAGUGGCGGAAGAGUUGGUGUGGCAAAGGCUGUGGUGAUGCUGGUGACUGAGAAAUCAGUUGAUGAUGUCAAACCAGCAGCUAACGAGGCGCUAGCAUCAGGUGUGUCAGUUUUCCCCAUCGGGGUGGGACCAGACUAUGACACGAAUGAGCUUAGAGCCCUUGGCCGCCAUGGCAACCAAGACAACACUCUGCACUUGAACAGCAUUGAUCAAUUACUGAUGUUGCUGACUCUGGAUCAUGGUUACACAGAGAAAAUCUGCAGAGCUGGUCCACCAGGACUGUGUGUCGAUGAUAAUGGAAAUGAGAGAAAGCCUGGUGAGUCAUGGCUGCUGGAGGACGGCUGUCACUCUGUACUGUGUAACCCCAGUGGGGUAGUGACCGUACAGAGCCACAAAGUCAGCUGUGACAGACUGGAGCCGCCAGCCUGCAGCAACAACAUGCCACCUGUCAGAGUUCAGGAGACCUGUGGCUGCCACUGGGAAUGCCCUUGCAUGUGUACGGGAAGCUCUACCAAUCAUGUGGUGAGGUUUGAUGGAUUGGCACUUAGGUUGGAUAGGGACGGUUUGUGUACAUACACACUUCUCACUGUCAGCAGUGGCAUCAGCGAGGGGUCAGAGGUCAAACUCCACAGUGGACCUUGCCAGGACUCAGCAAAUUACAACCAGGUCUGCAUGAAAGCCAUUGAGGUGAUUCACGGGUCUUAUAAACUGCUGCUGAAAGAUGAUGUGACGGCAAUGGUUGAUCGCAAAGAACUUUCACUGCCUUGGCGGCAUGCUGGGAUAGAGCUGGUGCGUUAUGGAGGAGUAAUGCUGCAGCUUAAAUCAGUCCAUGGCUACGUCCUGACUUUCACUCCUCAGAGCAAUGAGUUUACUAUCACACUGUCCAGCUCCACCAUCACUGGCCAGACUGCUGGACUCUGCGGUGUGUGUGGGGAGGAGAAAUUUAACAUCCUUUAUUUACGUAAUGGCAACUCAACCACUGACCAGCCAGCCUUCAUCUCAGACUGGACUGUGGCUGGAGAUGGCGGUGUGUGUGUGCCAAAGCGGAAGGCAGUGUGUGUGUCUGGAGCAGCGAUGGGAUGUCAGGCCCUACGAUCUGAGGUGUUUGAACAGUGCCACGCACACAUUCCCGUCCAGCUUUUCCUUGCCAAGUGUGAGGAGCAGGCAUGUGAGGAGUCAGACGUGUGCGAGCUCAUUUCUGCCUAUGCACGCCUCUGUAGACAGAGUGGCGUGUGCGUUAAUUGGAGGAGCCCACACCUCUGCCCGUUACAUUGCCCCAGCUCCAUGGAGUAUGAUGCAUGUCGGACAGGAUGUGUAGAGGACUGUGGUAGCAUACAGAUGUUUCCAGGGGACUGGUCGGUUGCCAGGAGUAACCAGUCAUCCUGUAUGGAAACACCUACUGAGGGCUGUUUCUGUACUGGAGGGACGGUUUUGCAUCAUGGACAGUGUGUGUCACCAGAAGCAUGCGGACAGUGUGUUGACCAUCAUGGACACACAUAUAUGUACAUGCAGAGUUGGGUACCAGAUGAGAACCCAUGCUUGAUUUGCAUGUGUUUAGACCAACAACACAUCAACUGCACUGCGAGGCCCUGCAACGACGUCAAAGCUCCAGCAUGUGGACCCUGUGAGAUCCUGAGGGAAAGGAGAGGGUCUAAAUGUUGCCCAGAGUAUGAGUGCGUGUGUGAUGUGGUGAAUUGUGCUCUACCUGAAGCGCCCCGCUGUCAGGAUGGUCAGACUGUGGUUCUGAAAAACCCCGGGGAAUGCCAGCCUAUACAUGAGUGCGUCUGUAAAAAGGAAGUAUGUGUCCUUCAGUCCCUCCCUGCUUGUCCUGCACACCGACAACGGUCAGUGAAAAAGACACAAUGCUGUGACGCUUUUGAAUGCACGUGCAACUGCCAGAACUCCACUCGCACCUGCCCUGCUGGGUUCAUCACGACCUCCUCCACCAACGACUGUGGCUGCACAGAAACCAACUGUGUGCCAGACAAGGUGUGUGUGGUUGGUGGCGUGAUUCACCCAGUGGGAAGUGACUGGAAGGAAGGCUGCGAGAAGUGCAGUUGCUCCCAGUUACAGGACAAAGACACAUUACUGCACAUUGCUCAGUGUACCCCACCUGUGUGUGAUCGAACCUGCCCUCAGGGCUCCACAUACACUCUAUUAAAUGGAGAGUGCUGUGGGAAAUGCACACCAACCAGCUGCACAGAGUCAAGGGGAGACAUGCGAGGGGACACACUGAUUGGGGGGGUCCUCAGACAAGUGGGAGAGGUAUGGCAGUCUCCACAUGAUAAAUGUGUGUUGCAUCGGUGUGUCAAAAUGAAAGACGAGGUGUUCAUCACCACUGAAAAUGUCAGCUGCCCCGUUAUGGACACUCCUUCCUGCCCACUGGGAACAGAGUUACGCUGCAACACCCAGGAUUGCUGCCCCCUCUGCCACUGCGCUCCUAUGAAUGCCUGUGUCUACAAUCACACUUUGAUAGGAGCAGGGGAGAGGCUGAUGGUGGAUUUGUGUACACACUGUGAUUGUAUGGUGGAGGGCGGUGUCGUGAGGAAAUACAGAUUGUCCUGCAAGAGAACCACCUGUCCCAAUUGCCCUAUGGGAUACACUCUGCAGAAGGAGGAAGAUGCUUGCUGUGGUCGAUGUGUCCCCACUGCCUGCGUCAGCACAAUGCCAGAUGGAAGAGUGAUCAGUGUGAAGGUGAACACUACUAGUGAGGACGGUUGCAGCCUGUAUCACUGUGGUGUAAACAGUAGAGGAGAUCUUGUCCUGCAGACCAAAGUGACCACCUGUCCUCCUUUUAACCGCCAAGCUUGCCUUGACCACGGGGGUAAAAUCAGCCAGAUCGGAACAACCUGCUGUGAGAUGUGUACUGAGCCAGAGUGUCGGAGCACACUGGGAACGCUUAACUACAUCAGAGUGGAUGACUGCCAAUCAGAGCAACGGAUAGAACUGCACUACUGUGAGGGCAAAUGCCGCAGUAAGUCCAUGUAUUCCCUGGAGAGGGCCGCUGUGGAGCAGGACUGUGUGUGCUGUGCUGCUGUGGAGACCGAGCCUCUCAGCGUUCCUGUCAUGUGCGCAAAUGGCACUCGUAGUCACCACACUGUCCUGUCUGUCACUGCAUGCGACUGUUUGUCCAGACACUGCACCUAGAGAGAGAGAGAGAGAGAGAGAGAGAAGGGGGGGCAGAGUUCUAAACAUGUUUAUUCAAUUAAAAUCUACCUGUAUCAGAAGUAACAUAAAUGGCUUAAAUGCAUUACAUAUACAAAGUAACAGCACAAAUAAUAAAAUAAACCUGUCAGUUUCUGUAAGCAUUA